AUUGACAAACGCAAUGUUAUGAUUUCCCGAGGGUGGCUAAUUUGGACAGGAGCUAGAGAUCCGGCAGUGAGCCCCACGCUUCAUGCAGCUGGCUCACUCGCUCAGAAUUCUCCUAUCGCUCCAUCUCUUCAAUAUGUUCAAGUUGAAUGUGACGUGAUUGGUCCACGGGCCAUGCAGCUUGCUCACGAUAUCUCGUGCAGCUUGCUCACGUAUCUGAUGGUCGGUAUAACAUCCAAGAUGCAAGUAUCUCGGACAUUGUUCAUAAGAGCAGUAUAAAGAUUGUAGCAACACCUUACUUUCGACGCAUCUUUUUCAUCCAAAACACAGAACUCAAUCCAAGACAUUGAAUUAUCUGUUUCUUAAUAUUACACCUUCACACGUUGGCUCAAGUACUUGUUUUGAACAUGACUUUCCACCCCGACACUCUCCCCGAUCUCAAGGGCAAAGUCUUCAUAGUCACAGGUGGGAAUUCAGGCAUAGGCUACUACACCGUCGCCCACCUAGCAGAACAUGGCGCCCACGUUUACAUGUGCGCCCGAUCCGCAGAGAAGGGCACAACAGCCAUCGCCAACAUCAAGAAAAUGCACCCCUCAGCCAACAUCGACCUCCUGCAAAUGGACCUUAUGGACCUCACUACCGUCGUCGCGGCCGCCAGACACUUCCUCACCCUCGAAACAGCUCUGCACGGCCUGGUCAACAACGCAGGCAUCAUGGCGACGCCCGUCAAAAUGUCCAAAGACGGUCACGAGGCCCAGUGGCAGACCAACUACCUCGCGCACUGGGUUUUGACGGAGCACCUGCUUCCUCUGAUGUUGCGGACCGCCAAGACGCUUCCUCCCGGCAGCGUGCGCAUCGUCAACCUCACUUCAUCGGGCCACUUGGGCGCACCCAAGGGCGGCAUCAAUUUCAAGGACCUAUCGCUCAAGGAUAGCGGCCCGUGGGCGCGGUACGGACAGAGCAAGCUCGCCAACAUUCUGCACACCAAGACCCUGCACAAGACUUACGGCCCCGGCUCUCCCAGUGCGCGGAAGGGGGAGGGCGAGAUCUGGGUUUCGUCUGUGCAUCCAGGUAUGGUUGAGACAAACCUCGCCACGUCGGUGGGCGAGUCGGGGUCGUGGAUGAUGAGUCUUUUCUCGGUCGUACGCAUGUUUGGAUUGAUAUGGCCUGCCGAUAAGGGGUCGUGGACCAGUUUGGUCUGUGCGGCGAGUUGGGAUAUGAAGGCGGAGCAGAGCGGCAAGUAUUUCGAAAUUUUCGGGCGGUUUGGGGAGCCGUGGUGGCAGAGCGGUGCGGCGAAGGAUGGGAAGCUUGCAGAGAGGUUGGAGGAGUGGACUGGGGAGGUCAUGAGGAAGGAAGGGUGGGUUCGGUAAUGGCGUCAACUGGUUUCGGUCUUUUUCGAUUAUAUCAAUAGAUUUCUGGUUUUAUGUUAUUAGCUACUAAAGUCCCGUGCACAUACACUGUCC
This is a messenger RNA of Phialemonium atrogriseum, 1460 nucleotides long. Its product is annotated as NAD(P)-binding protein. The record is from RefSeq and is a predicted model, not a curated record. The coding region runs from base 405 to 1367 and encodes 320 amino acids. Lineage: Eukaryota; Fungi; Ascomycota; Sordariomycetes; Cephalothecales; Cephalothecaceae. The transcript has 2 exons.